UUCCUUUGGGAUUAAUAAAGUAUUUUUUGAAUUGAAUUGAAUUGAAAAUUACUAAUAUAUGAUUAUCUUAAUUUGACUCGGCUCAGUUCAGUUUAGCUUAGCGAAAUUAGAUUAGUUUAACGUAUCUUAAGUUAGCUAAAUUUAACUAACUAGUUGGAUCAAAUUGGAUGUAAAUGUUCUGUAUUUCAAGUAUUUUAACUCGUAAACAAACUGACUAGUUUAAAUUGAGAUUGCAGGAACCAAAUUCACCCAGAAGAUGGCAGCAGAGAUACUGGAAACCCAAAUAGGAACAGGUUUGGAGCAGAUACUCCAGCGGCACGGGAUCCAGUUCCUCUGCACGGGAUCCAGUUCCUCUGCACGGGAUCCAGUUCCUCUGAAAGGAGCAUGACCUCUGGGACGCUCAGGUCACGUCUGGUUGCUUGUCUUCUGAACGUCUCUGAGGCUCGCAGGACGGACCUGGUGGAGAACGUGGCCAAGGCUGCUUUGUACGACGCAGAGGGCGUGCAGCGGAAGGAGACCACGGUGCUGAACAUCUUCAACGAUCAGGACUAUAACCGCUCCGUCAUCACCAUCGUGGCCUCCAUCGACUCCAUCAGAGACGCGGUGCUGUCUGCGUGCCAGGAGGCGUGCGCGCUCAUCGACAUGCGCGGGCACGUGGGCGUGCACCCCAGCAUGGGGUCGGUGGACCUGAUCCCCAUCUACCCGCUGGGGGAGGCGGUGGGGGAGCGGGACUGCGUCCAGCAGGCCCUGGCGGUGGCGCGCGGCCUCACGGACACCGUCCGCGGCUCCAGCGUCUUCCUGUUCGGCUGGGCGGACGCGGCGCUGCAGCGCAGCCUGGCCCGCAGGAGGAAGGAGAUGUUCUGGUUCCGGAAGAGUCCGGACCUGCGGGCGCUCACCGCCGACGUUGGGCCGCCACCGCGGGAACGAUACGGACUCACAGGAGUCGGAGCCAGUCCCUACGUCAUGAACUGUAACGUCUCCAUCGACACGCAGGACGUCGCCGUCGGCCGGCACGUCGCCGCCGCCCUCAGGGAGUCGGCGCCCGGUGGGCUUCCUGGGGUCCAGGUGCUGGCUCUGCCACAUGAGGGCACCGUGGAGAUCGCCUGCAACGUGGAGAGCGUGGCGGGAGCCGCGCCCGGCGGCCUGACCGAUCCGCCGUGGCCGCGCUUCAUCGUCGACGGGCGGCCAUAUUGUCACGCCCCGGCCGCCCUCAUCACGGCCCGAGUGGCGGAGCUGGCGGGGCAGCGGGGGGUCGGGGUGAAGGGCACCGCCCUGGUGGGGUUUACCCCCCAGGAGUGCAGGGGCUUAGCUGAGCUGGCUUUGUCUGAGGGGGUCGGGGAGUUCUGGAGGGAGCAGCGAAGGAUCCGCAUGUGAAAACUGACCGGGAGAAAACGACUGAACUGCAGACAAACGAUUCUCCAUCUUACCACCGUCACUGUGAGGACCAGCAUCACGUAAAAUCAACUUUAUUACAUCAUGUCUUUCCCUCAUCGAAAUCGAACCUGGAGCGUUGCUUUGAGUCUUUCAUGUUUGAGAAAUCCUUUCAUCUCCAUGGCAACCAUUCAGCUGAGCAAAAUGCCUGGGUGGACCUAGCCCCGCCCACGAGGCGCAGAUCCUCCUCUGAGCUGCAGCUUCCACCGCCCCCCGAACCUCCACUCAGAUCCUUCAGACUAGCCAGCAGCAAUUAGCAAACAGCUGCUGAGCUCAUAAUAGGAGCUGCUGCUCAGAGUGACGCUGGUAAAAACAUUAAAGGGUUAAUAGAGGAGCCAUGUUGGAUGACUUCCUGGAGGCGGAGCUUCGGAAAGAGCAGGAGUUUUUAACUCUGCCUGUUUAAUGGUUAAUUAGAUUAAAAUUAGUUACAAGAACAAAGACAGCAGCCAUACCAGAACAGAAAAGAGAAACGUUUCGCGUCGUGUGGGAGACAGAAAAUGGACUUUAUGUGGUUCUGUUUUGAAAUAUAAACACUUGAUGAGCUUCUUAA
Messenger RNA from Xiphophorus hellerii (green swordtail), 1981 nucleotides. It is a transcript of the gene ftcdnl1, whose product is annotated as formiminotransferase cyclodeaminase N-terminal like 1. The record is from RefSeq and is a predicted model, not a curated record. NCBI's taxonomy places the organism in Eukaryota, Metazoa, Chordata, Actinopteri, Cyprinodontiformes, Poeciliidae. Bases 385 to 1374 code for a protein of 329 amino acids. Gene Ontology annotation, molecular function: transferase activity; folic acid binding. The transcript is spliced from 7 exons.